Molecule: messenger RNA, 1282 nt
Organism: Osmia bicornis bicornis
Lineage: Eukaryota; Metazoa; Arthropoda; Insecta; Hymenoptera; Megachilidae
Exons: 2
Coding region: 286-705 (139 amino acids)
Source: RefSeq, a predicted model, not a curated record
GUCGAUAUGAUCGAGAACUACAGUGAACGGACGCGUUGCGGGAAAAGUUUUGUUCUUGCAGAAAAUAACGAAAUGAAGAGGUAAGUUUAUCUGUCAUUUGUUUUCAAGAAGUAUUUACUGCAAAAUAAACACUUAUGUUCUUUAAUAGCAUUGAUCUAAUAAGUAGUAAUUCGUUUUCAAUGUUAUAAUUACGAAUAGUCCAUGCAACAAUGUAUGGUUAUGUGCAAUUUAAACUUUCAUUAAUUAAAAGAACGAAGUACUUCACCAUCCACAUUUUGUUUUUCCAUGUUAUUUACGAACAAAGACAAGAGGUUCUACGUUAGUCUCUCCCUCGUCUCUCCCUCGUCUCUCCCUUCAUUCUCCCUGAGAUCUAUCAAGACGUCCACGAUACACAAUGCAACAAAUGCGACGCAACAAAUGUGGAUAAAAUGGCGGGGCGAUCGAGGAAGGAAUCUCGAUGUGCAGUUAUACAGGCGUCCAUUAUUCGCGAGAACACGGUGCAUCUUCGUGUCUUCAAGAUACAACGAUAACCAAAAGGAGAAGACCAAGCGUGUAAUACCGAUUACGUGUUUUUCUCUUGAUCUAUUAAUAAACUUGGAUCUCGUGCGAUGUGUAUUUAUCAGUAAUUUCAACAUUUUUCAAGCAUCACCACUUCCGGUUUCUAGAGCUAUUAAUAUAACGGAAGAAGCAUGGAAGAAUAUAUGAUUUAGGGUAUAAAAUUUAGGCCGCAAACCCGGAAUGGCGGCAGUCCGGUUUAAUCUUGACACGCCCAUUAUACACUGCAUCUAUUACAUCAUGAUCACGCUAGAUAGCGUAUUUCUAUAGUCUACCUAUGAAACCUAUAAGGUGCAAUUAAAAUUUGAAAGAAUUCCUGGGAACCGGUUUUCUGCUCGAUUAAAAUGAUUUCGCUAUAGGAUGGUCAUCUGAUUUCAUUAUCGAAUCGUAGCGAUUCACUUGACUUUCUGUCGAUCGCUUGUCGGUGAUUUAUUUGUUUCACCGGCGUUGAAGUUAAUCAAUUCCGGUGAAUAAUAGAGAAGGUUUACGAGAAGUGAUAAAGAUCGAAUAGCAACUGAUCAGGAAAAUUGUCAAGAUCUUGAUAAUGAGAUAAGCAGAAGACAAAUUGGCUCGAUGUGAAGCAAUGUCUGAGUGAUCGAGUAUGUAAAUUAUUAUCCUUACGGUAUAAUUUUACAAUCAACAUGAACUGACCACGUUAGAACGUGUUAGAGUUUAUUAUUUCACUCGUAGAACGUUUAGUUACUAAAAAGUAUAGUUCACAAUGUAA